GGAGUAAUUAAUUAUUAUGUACAGAGACGAAUUAUACCAAACAAUUGAGGACUACAUCUCUUCAGCCGUCCCCACCCUCGAAGACGCCAACUACAACGAAGAGCACCUCGCUCUCUUCCAAUCUGCCUUCUCCAAAACCCAGGAGUACUACUCCUGGCUCACUGAGAAAGAAUGGAAAACCUCAAAAGAAAAGAAUGGUGUCAUCGUAAAGACAGAAGCCAUGAUGCCCUGCGGCAUCAAAGAUGCCGCAGAGGUGAUCAUGAGUGAUGAGACGGAGAUGAGUCUUGAUGACAACAUGCAGGAGAUAACCACCCUUGAAGAUAUUCAUACCCCAGAGACUUGUAGUUGUGUUCAUUCUGUGGUACAGUAUCGCAAGACGAAAUAAUAGCUUCUUCUUCAAAUCCAGAGAUUUUGUCAAUUUUGUGACUUGCAUUCCUCUCAGCGAUGAGUGCUAUCUUUUCGUAACAUUUCCAAUUGACCAUGCUUGUGACCCAAUGAAGGGCAAAGUAAGAGGAUAUAGUGAAGGUCUGUUUAUCUUUGAACAGAUUGGGGAAGAGGAAACUAAUGUGAAGAUGAUAUCUAAAACAAUUCUUGGAGGAUCAAUUCCAAAAAGUAUAUUAAAAUCAUUCUCCUCAGAUGGUUAUGAAGAAAUGAGGGCUUACCAAAGAAUCAUCACAGAUGGAUCGUAAUAAAGA
Messenger RNA from Moneuplotes crassus, 695 nucleotides. The record is from the annotation of a GenBank genome assembly. Lineage: Eukaryota; Ciliophora; Spirotrichea; Euplotida; Euplotidae.